Lymnaea stagnalis (great pond snail) is the source of this 21353-nucleotide messenger RNA. The record is from the annotation of a GenBank genome assembly. Lineage: Eukaryota; Metazoa; Mollusca; Gastropoda; Lymnaeidae.
UCCCGGCGCAGAGCUUGUCCGGUACACGGAGACGGUCCUGGUGGUGGUGACCGUGGUGCUGGCCGUCAACGCGCUGAUAAGCCUCUUGCUCAACGUCUUGUUGAUUUUGAUCAUACAGGUGAGCAUAUCUAGGAAAGAAUAACUUGGUUAUGAUUUACAGCAGACUGGCAGAUGCUAUAAGAGUGUUCUCUAUACCACUAGUUUCCAUGUUAAUUUCUAUCACAUUCUGAGAUAUUAUGAAUCCAUGCACUAGAAGUCUGAGAGGUGAGUAAUUUUGUUCUUUUAAUUGUGAAUCACAGAGAAUCGAGAAAUUUAAGGAGAAAAAAAAAUCAAAACAAAAACAACCAAUGGAAAUAACAGGAUUAAAACCACGGAGAUCUUCCAGUUCAUAAAUUUCUUUUUUAGCUGGAAAUAUUCCGCCAAAAAAAAAAAAUGGCUGUUGCAAUGCGUGAACUUCCCAUCCUCUAAAGUUUCUUGAAAAAACAUGCAUUCAAGUAAAGAAUUUUUUAGAAACUCAAUUAGUGCUAGCCCUCCCCCCUCCCUUCGCCGCCCCUGGGACACAGCCGCACACUUUUUUUCACGCCUCUGAAUUAUAUUAAUUUUAUAAUGUCGCACCUCAUUUUAAACCGCAGAUUCAUUAUAUCAUAUUUGAAAUGUGACUAUUUCCGUAAAACACCAAAAAUUGUGCGCACCAACCACACUUGCAGUAUUUUACAGAAUAUCUUUAAGCUUAGCUAUCGGGAAUUUUAUGUUGCGUGCUAUUGAACGCAGUGUUACACCAUUCAUUCUUGCUUGCUUACAUACAUUCAAUCCUAGAGAAUGGUAGUCGCUUAGUCGAUUGAUUUGUCACGUGAUGAGAGUAAAAACGAGUAAGACUUCCGGUAGGCUGUAUACAACACACUAGUGCUUGACAACAGUAGCCCCUUACACACUACAACUAGUAAUUCAAGAUGCCUAGGCAAUGUUCGGUUUUUGGCUGUUCAAACAGUCAAGUUAAGGACAGCGGUUUAAGUCUGCAUUAGUUUCCGCUUAAGGAUAAAGAAAAUUUAAGACAAUGGCUUGACAAAGUGGACCUUCGUUAUUUAUUUACAUGAAAUCUUGUUCCAACCGGUUAUUAAAAUUUUCCUUCGCAGCACCAAUAUUGAAUAAACACGCAAAUGACGUCAUGAGUAUGACGACAUUUUGUCCAAUGAAAAUUAACAAUAAAAUAAACAAAGGGGGAUGACUCCUGCACAAAUAUUCAAUAAACACGCAAAUGACGUCAUGGGCACGCACGGAGCUCAACAACAGCCUGCCGAUGAAAGUAUUGAUAGUUUUAUAACUGACGUAUAUUUAUUGUCCCAUUUAUGUAUUUCAUUUAAAAAAACGCGUGUUUUCCAGAAUAUUUUGAAAGGUAAAAUUUUUAAGUAACAUAACAUUGGGGAAUCACUGAUGAAGUAUCUUUUGUUGUGUGUAGCAGCCUAGUGAUGGCUUACUCUCAUCACGUGACCAAACAAGGAAGUGACUAAGCGACUCCCAUUAUUAUUUUGUGAUUGACACGGCAAUAAACACCAUGUGAAAAUAUAAUACAUUCUUAAUUUAUGUUCAUGCUGAACUUUCGAAGGUCUCUCGUUUUAGAAUAAAUACCUAACAAAAAUAGUGUGUUUUAAAUUUGCUUUUUGUUUUCAAUUACGAAUGAAAAAAUUUAAUCAAAACACUUCAUUGUCUCAUUUUACAUAUGUUUCAACUGUGUUAGAAGGUUUGUUUGUUUGUUUUUUUUUUCAUUUUUAUUAAAGUCGUGAAUCAAUCACAUAUUUUUAAAAUAAAAAAAAUUUUGAUAGGAAGACACAUGCUUUUGGAAAAUAUAAAUUAAAACGUUUUUUUUAAUAGUCUACGUCAAUUAUUGUUUUGAAAAAGAUUUCUUUGCUUUGGCCAUAAGAUUAAUUUUCUAGAGAUAUAUCACAAAGUAAGUGAUAUUUUUUUUUUAAGAUUGGCUUUACACAAGUUGUACAGUUUAUAACUUAAUACUGAGGCUUUUGGUCUGCUAAACUGUUAAAACUUAUAAAAAACGGGUUAAACUCUACUAAACCCGAGUACAGAUGACCGUUAUUUACAUCGAGAUUUCUUGAAUCCGCCAGUUCUCUCCAAGCCUGAGAACUCCACCCAACAGCCACCUCCUGAACAUCUGCGUCAACAAUGUCCUGCUGUGCCUCGACAUGGUGCUGUGUGCCCUGUCCUUACAGUACCACGACUUUGCACUGCCCAGCCACAAGAGUGAGGUGCUCAGCGGCGUCCAGCUUUUCAUCACGUACAACAGCUUGCUGCAGUACUGGGGCACUUUCGCGACUAUUGGGUAUUACCGGUGAGUAGUUAGUGACCAUUGGGUAUUACCGGUGAGUAGUUAGUGACCAUUGGGUAUUACCUGUGAGUAGUUAGUGACCAUUGGUUAUUACCGGUGAGUAGUUAGUGACCAUUGGGUAUUACCGGUGAGUAGUUUAGACAUUUGUGACCAUUGGGUAUUAACCAGUGAGUACUUUAGAAAUUUGUGACCAUUGGGUAUUACCAGUGAGUAGUUAGUGACCAUUGGGUAUUACCGGUGAGUAGUUUAGACAUUUGUGACCAUUGGGUAUUAACCAGUGAGUACUUUAGAAAUUUGUGACCAUUGGGUAUUACCAGUGAGUAGUUAGUGACCAUUGGGUAUUACCGGUGAGUAGUUUAGACAUGUGUAACUAUUGGUAUUACCGGUGAGUAGCUUAGACAUUUGUGACCAUUGGGUAUUACAGGUGAGUAGUUUAGAAAUCUGUGACCAUUGGAUAUUAACGGUGAGUAGUUGAGACAUUUGUGACCAUUGUUGUGACCAUUGGGUAUUACUGGUGAGUAGCUUAGGCAUGUGUGACCAUUGGGUAUUACCGGUGAGUAGUUUAGACAUGUGUGACCAUUGGGUAUUACCGGUGAGUAGGUCAGACGUUUGUAGUUUGUAACAUUUGAUUAUGAUCACUAAUACUUCUCCAAAAUAUUUUCCGUUAUAUGUUAGUUGUUAAGAUUUUAGACUUGGGUAUUAUCGUCGAGGUAACUCCAUUAUCUGUUGAUUUUUUCGAGACUCUCUCUCCAGCCAUCCUGCACUAUUGAUAAUAAUUUUGGAAUUUAAAAAAAAACUGCGUGACACCUCAAAAGCAAAUAUUGUUUGCUUAUCGUUACCUCGAAGUUUUUAUUUAAAAACUGGCGUCUUGACCACGGCUCCGGGUUGUUAAGUUUAAUUUACCCGACUUUGACGGAAGAGAAGGACUGACGCAAGGAGUGUCUGCCAACGCAGAACAUAUAACUUAACGUUUUGUAGUUACUACUUACUACUUUAUUGCACCGAUUUACGCCUUGUCACUAUAAAUACGUCUUAGGGGAAACGAGUAAAUCUUAUUCAUCAUGGGCGGAUUCGUCAGUAAAUUCCAAUAUGACGUAACUUAGAAUUUAAAAAAAAAACAGAAAAAAAAAACAAAAAAAAAACAAAACAAAAAAAACAAAACAAUUACAACCUGAGAGUUCGUUAGUGACCAGCAGACAAAUAAAUGAACUAAUGUCGAGCUUUACUGCGCUUCAUUUUCAUGUUUUUCCUGACUUGAUGGCAAUAAAUAUACGUUUUAAGUGCCCACAAAUCAGUUUGAGAAAUUUUAUUUUAUCUUCUGGGUCUAGUAGGGUACGUUGCUGCAUCCAUGUACUGGCAUAUGUGCAACGGUUGGAGAAGCUAUGCUGCUAUCCUAGCGGAUGAUAGGGCAGCCUUUAAACGUCUCGAUUGAUGUCGAGUCCACGGCGGCAUUGUCCAGGUGGUUCCAAGCGAUUAUUUUGCUUGGGAAGAAUCAUUGUCUAGAUUGCACCGUGUUACACCGAGGCCCAGUGAAGCAUUUGCUAUUGUUCCGGACGCAAUCUUCAUAAAAUUAGAUUCAUUAGCUCAACUUGAGUAAAUGUCCCCUGGAGCGAACCCCUAAAAGUGCUGGUCGCACUCCGCGUAUAUUUAAUUAGUGAAUUCAUCAGGGUGUUUUUUUUUUACACGUUGUUCAUACGUCGCACUAGCACUGAGUGAACACAUGUCCCUUUCCAUAAUUAAUGCAACUUUAUAUAUAAAUAUAUUCACAGACUGUAUAUAGUCGUAAACUCUUAUCCUAGCGCAGCUCGCUAUCAGAGAGAAAUAUAAGACAACCUUCUUUCUUUCAAUGACUGCCCCACGACAAAAACGUACAUCACACAACAGAUUAGACAAUAUGUCAUAAAUAACCAUAAAAAUACGUCACCAAGUCGAGCGCGGGACGAGCGUUCGCUAACUAAUUAAUCUCUCAAAAACACACUGCGCGUAAUCAAACAUAAUAUCCAGUCACAACCAUGGGCGCCCGCAGGUAGGGGCAAGGUGGAGUACUUGCCUCCCUGGAUUGAUUGGAUAAAAAUUUUUAGACAAAAAUAGCCAAAAAAUGUAUUAAAGUAUACAGAAAAUAAAGAGAAAGUAACGAAGCUGUUGUCCUGUCCGUUCGUUCACCAGACAAAUACGUUACAGUAAAUUAAAACUACAUUAAAACAUUACUAAAAAAUUUUUGCCCCCCCCCCCUGGAAAGUUAAUUGAUUUUUUAGCCCCCCCCCCCAAAAGUUUUCUGCCUGCGCCCAUGGUCACAACAAUUAUUAGAGAACUUCCAUGUUCGACAGUGCUCCCUUAUCCUACCCACACAAAUACAUUGUUACAUACAUUGUUUUAUAUAAACCCCAAAGGUGCCGCCUACGAUGAUUCGACUGGAACGCCGCUGAUAAGAUUGAUGAUUGUUCUGACAUAAUUCCUACUGAUAAGAUUGAUGAUUGUUCUGAUAUAAUUCCAAUUCCGCCUGCCAAGGAUUGAUAAGGAAGGGAAUAUCGCAGUGGGAAUAUAAUAAUUGGAUUAAUUAAGCUUAUUAGUUUAUGAGAUUAAGUCUUUUUUUUUUAAACGGAAAGAAGUGUAAAAUAUAAAAUUGAAUAGUGGAUGCAUUGUCAAUGGAUAUCAAGUGAUUUAGACCUGUACCUGAGUUGUCUACGUGGAGUAAGAGUUGUGUACCUGAAGGCCGAAGUAAGAAUGGUGUACAUGGAGUAAUAAUUCUUUAUAGGAAGUAAAAUAUGUGGAGCUCGAGUAAGAAUUUCGUACCCGGAUUAAGAAAUUUUUUGGGUCAGAGUUGUGUACCUUAAGAGUCAGGGUAGUGUACCUUGAGUUGGAGUUGUGCACCUUGAGGCAAAGUUGUGUAUCUUAAAUAGAGCUGUCAACAACAAAUGAUUCUAUUAAAGACAACAGACCAGACUACUUAAAAAAUUACUUUCUGCUAUGUGCUUUAGGUUAGGCCCUAGAUCAGGCUCAUCAAACUACGGCAUGUGGGCCGGAUCCGAGCCGACAGUGGUCCCUAAUCCGGCAUGAAUGGCCCAAGUAACGGUACCUGGGUACCAGACGCAAAUAUGGAACCGGACAUUGGUCAUCUCAUUAGUCAUACUUCCCUUUGAAAUACUAACACGUUUGUGUUGGAUAUACUUGGUCCUUAUUUUAAAUAUGUUAUUAUUUGUUAAAUGAGAAAUGUGCUUAGAAUUCAGAUAUUUGCAGUGUGCAUAGAAUUAUGUAAUAUCUUAUCAAUCUAUAGUUUGCUCCCCCCCCCCGACAGUGUCUGAGGAACACUAAUCCGGCCCCUUGUUAAAUACAAGUUUGAGGACUCCUGUCCUAGAUGUUCUCUGGUCUAAAAAAGACCGUUUGAUGCAAAGCUACCGUCCAAUCGAUAACAUGAGCGUCAUCAUCAGUGAUGGACACAGGGAAGACGUGCGAGACCCAUUCCCGACAGUCAAUUAGUUUAGCGCAGUGGUUCCCAAACUUUUUUGAAAAGUAUCAGUUUUUAUAAUGGAGACCCUUAAGCCUACAUUCUGCUAUACAAAUUCAAUUGGUGUUUAUUUUUAAUUCCUGGAGCGGCCGCCGAGCCUCAAAAAUGUGUACAGGUUGGGGACCACUGGUUCAGCGAAUGUUGGAAGUCAUAGAAGCGCUGACGAUGUAUGAGAACGUAGAAAAAGAUUCCAUGAUACUCUUCAACCCCUUUGAAGUGACGCAUUAAAGUGCAUCCGCCUUGUAUUAAUAGUCCCCCUCCCCCCCCCCCCCCCCGCUUUUUCUGAAUAAUAUGUACUUUAGUCUUAAAAUAGUGAAGCUGUUAGAACGGGAUUUUAAAAUCUGAUUGUUUUUUUGUUUUGUUUAUCUUAGAGCUUCUUCGUUUAAUUACGGUAACGUGACAAUGUCGGCGCUCAAAUAAAAGUGCUAAUAACGUAGACAUUUUUGUUAUAAAAGUCUAAACUUAUAAAUAAUGCUUUCAAAUUAUUAUUUUUUUUUUAAAGUUAAAAUUACAUGUAACCUGAUCUAUACACUACAGGAGCUUGUUUUUGUGUGUGUGUUAUUUUUCUUGAAGUUGAUCUAGACUUUUUGUGGCAUAAAGCUAAAAAGACGAUGUAACAAUAAUGAAUUUAUUCUUUUUAGUUUGCGACAGGAACUGAAGUCAGAGGAAGGGGAGGGAAGAUCUACAUGUUUUUUUUUUAAAAAGUACAUGUAUAUAUGAUGUAGCAAACGGGCUCUUUAAAAAGUUCAUUUUACACACUCAUCCUACCCAGCCACCCUUCCCACGUUUUCUCAAACUUGAUUGAAAGCCCCACUUGUUUCCAUGUGCUCCACCCCAGACACAAGACCAUCAAGAAGCCCGGAUUAACCUUGCGCAGCCGACGGCAGCUCGUGUCCAGAACGGUAACCUGCAACUGGAUUAUCUCGUCCCUGCUGAGCAUGACCGUGACCUUGUCCUACGCGCCUUAUUCACAGUACGCCUUGACCACGCUGGACCCGUUCAGAAGGUAUCUUUCACGUCAGUUACCACCAGCCUUUUAAAAGGCAGCCCACCAUUUCCCCUGAUGCGCCUUCCAAUUUCCCCGUUUAGCAGAGUUGAUAUAAGACGAUGCAUUCAGUGGCGUAGAUUUUUGCCUCAAACUCCCCCGCCCCCCCCCCCAAAAAAAAAGGGGGAACAAAAAGAAACAACAAACAAAAUCACCACCAAAAAAAACAAAAACAAAAACUUUGCAAUGACUAAAAAAAAAAUAUUUUUAAGCCCCCAGGGGCAGACUCUGCCCCCCCCCCCCCCCCAAGCUUACACUGAUUAAUGCUUUCAAAGUGCAACACAACACCAUACGUUGACCGAGUUAUUGAGUGCAUUAAAGUUUAGGCUUAACCGGCCUCACACAUCUCAAAGCUCAAAAAUUAAAACGUCAUGCCUGCCGGUCAGAAAUUUUUUUUUUUUUUAGUUCCUACUCUGGGAGUUAUUAAAACGUAAAUGAAUAAUAAUUUUAAAAAAAUAUUAUUCUUGUGCAAAGAGUUCUUUAGAGAUAAAAGUUUCAAGAACUUUUCAGAGGCCUGAGAUCGAACACGCCGUGUGUUAAAACAAUGAGAUUCAAAGCAGACUAAUCGGUGCGUUCAUUGAGAAAACUAGGAGUUCGUCUCUAUUUUCCAAGCGACAGUUAUUUUCACAGCUCACUGCUGGAUGUAACGUGGAGAUGCUUUUCGAAAGAUUGCAGAAGUGUUUACGAGCAUGAUGUAGAAGUGUUGACGAGCAUGAUAUAGAAGUGUUUACGAGCAUGAUAUGAAUGAUAUGAAUCCAAAGGAUUCGAAGUGUAUGUAGACGAAACUUAAUAAUUGUUUUAUUGUUUAUUAAUUUUCGAACAUAUUUACCGCACAUACUUUCUUAUUGCAUGGCAUUUAAAGAAAUUAAAAACAAUUUUCUACUUUUUCGGUGCGUUAUAACUCGUUUUUGAUAGAGAGUCUUUUUUAAAGUUUUUUAAAAUAUAUUUUUUCACAUAUUUUUUAAAGAUUUGCUUCUUUUUAGUUUUAAAAUUAUAGUCUUUAAAAUAUCGACACAAUUAAAUUUAUUUACCUAUUUAAACACCGAAUGCCUUAAAAAAAUCCCGGUUGAAGUGUCUUAACUUUUUACCUGGGCAUACACUUAAAAAAAGUAGAUCUCAGCUCACCCGCCCAACCGUUCACUCAACCGCGAUCCAGGCGCGGUCAACCACGCUAAUUCCACCGACAGUGUCAGCCUGCUUUCGUCGAUCCAUUUUUUUUUUUUCAGCCGUUCACCGGGUGAACACUGCACGAGAAAUCUUAAAAUGUCACGCCUGUAAUCAGAAACGAAAAAAUAAUAAAAAUAAUGCCUCUUCUACCCAUCCACUAAAUGGAAAUGUGAUUAUAGAGAAAAUCUUUUUAAAAAAUUAAUUGAACACACGAAACAGUUCACAGCUGUGAUGGGACGAUUUACAACCGGAGUGAUGUCGACAGCUUCAGAAGUGUGUCGCGAUAUUUUAAAAUGAAAGAAAGCAACCGUUGUAUAUAAAAAAAAAAAAAAAAAAUUGUGGCAUUUUACCAACACGAUUUCUAUAAUAAGACUUCAGAAGUAGAGAUUUCAUAAUUAGACCCCCCCCCCCCCCCGGCAGAUAUUCAAAAUUCUACUUUGUUUUCCUUACAGACUAUUAACUUAUUUGUGUGACACGCAUCAAAUCAUAUAGUUGUGUAAAUGCGUUUUAUGAUCAUAAUUUAUUUUCUUUCUCCCCUUGACUUUCUUUUCUGUGACAGUGAUUUUUAUUCCUAUGACUUUUUUUCUGGGAUUUUUUCCCUUGACUUUUUUCUGGGAUUUUUUUCCGUGACAUUUUUGCUUGUAAUUUUUUUUCCGUAAUUUUUUUUUGACCCUGUUGCUUUUUCCCUAUUUACCUUUUGUCCUUGUACCUUUUUUCUUAUUUAACUUUUGUCCCUGUACCUUUUUUCUACUUACCUUUUGUCCCUGUGCCUUUUUUUCCUUUUGUCCAUUGACUUUUUUCUGUGACUUAUUUCCUUGACCUUUUCCCACUCACCCAGCACUAAUUAGAAUUCUUAUAAAAUGCGUUCCUCAACACACGUUUUUUUGUUAAGUAACGUUUGUAGAUGGGAUUGCCGCCGCCAUAUUUUGGCGGAUUAUAGCUAGUACUUAAUAUUUUUUUACCCUUGCAUCAUGUGCCCACGAAUUUUAAGCAUUAGUUUAAGUGUUUCAUAAGAUACAAACAUGUUAAAAAACAACACUCCCCCCCCCAAAAAAAAAAAAAAAAAAAAAAAAAAAACCCCCCCCCCCCCCAAAAAAAAAAAAAAAAAAAAAAAAAAACCCAGCAAUUCUAUUGUAUUAUAGUUCCUUUUUAUAAGAUUCACGACCCCCCCCCUCCCCCCCUUUUCCAAACAACCGACCCCUUUUUUUCAAUUAAAAGAAUAUCCUCUACCUGAGUGCUAUAAAAUAUGUUACGUAUGCCUUAGUCACGGAAGUUUAAAUUUAAAAGCAACACCAAUAGCUUCCAUGACAGUAACUUUAAUCUCUAAUCGAAACAUCGACCAAGGGUGACAGAUGACGUCAGUAAACUUGAGAGCGUGUCUUUAGAACUCGGUGAAUAGAAAAAAAACACCCCUUUUGUUUGGAAGAUGUAGGAGCACAAAAUCCAAAUAAAGCACAUAAUCAGUUGAAUGUAGCAAACUUCCAAUGAACCUUUAUUCAGUCACGCACUGCAUUAGUACACCUUGAUGUACACCAAAGGUGUUCAUGAAACUGAUGGAUUGUUUCAGUAAUGAAUGUCAAAUGUUUAUUCCAUGAUUAGUUGAAAUACAGGCUCUGUAAGGCGUAAUAACUUCGAACUUAGUCAUAUGAAUUUUAAAGAACAUACAUUCCUAAAUAAGAAUCCCAUAUAUAUAUAAUAUAUAUAUAUAUAUAUAUGGGAUACAAUUUAUUGGUUGUAAAACUUAUAAAAUUAUUUGAAGACAUUUUCAAAUGUUAAAGUCUAAAUCGGUAAAAUGAAAAUACCAACCCGGCAUGACCGGGACACUGCUAGUUUUGUUUAUUAAAGUCUCAUUAAAGAACUAAGCAUUAACUGCUUGAAAAACAUUUCCCCACACCAUCCGUUAAAUUAUUUCUUGAGUGUGAAUCGUGUUAAAAUAUGUUGACAUCAGGUCUCAUGGGUUAUAGAGAAGUGUCUGGGUGUUCAACGUUUAUUGAAACAACACAAGUCACGUUAGGAGCUACCUGGAUAAGGCAGUUUAAGAAAGAAUAAAUAAUUGAGCACUUAGUAUUAUAAUCAACAUUGAUAACAUGAGAUUUUAAUUGCAUUAGAUUACUUUAAACCAGAAAUGAUAGGCAAACCUUAACUAGUACGAAACGAGAAUAAUUUAAUUACUUAAUUUAAAUAGAAAUUUAAAAAAAAAUAAACAUAAAAAAUGAUCAUUGGGUUGUGUAAAUCAUUAAUUAAUUAGAUUUUGUCCAUUUCGUUCCUAUGGUUACGAAAAGGGUUUCAUCUUCCACAAAAUGUUAAUUAUUUGCCUUUUUCUUAUUCAUGACUUAAUUUAAACUCUCAUACACUACGCUCUCAAAACAGAUGAAGAAAUAACGGGUGGAUAACAGAGACGAAGCCAAUUAUUAUUAUAAUGGGAUUUACUGAAUGAAAUGGAAUAACAGGAGUCAUGACGGGUCACUGCAGAGGUGUCGCCAGAAAACAAACGGGCAAUUGAGGCGCCGCAUAUUUUUAACAGGCGUCAUGACAUCCUAAAUGUGUUUGAAGAAUCAGAUAACUAUCUCUCAUUCUGCAGACUUCACUAGCCACUUCUUGUGCGUGUAUGUUAAAGGGGUUUAGAAUGUACAGCUGGAGACCCGUGCUGCAUUCGCCCCCCUGUGUCGCUCCAAUGAUUGCCUUGCAAACAAUUGAGAUCGAAUUGGGGGGGGGGGGUAGGGGGAGGGACAGAUAAAGGAAAAUAAAUACCGAGAAAAAUAAUCCCAUUAACGAUGCAGAGGAGCAGAGCAAACAUAAAUGUAUGGCUAGUAUGCAGAGGAGCAGAGCAAACAUAAUAAAUGUAUGGCUAGUAUGCAGAGGAGCAGAGCAAACAUAAAUGUAUGGCUAGUAUGCAGAGGAGCAGAGCAAACAUAAAUGUAUGGCUAGUAUGCAGAGGAGCAGGGCAAACAUAAAUGUAUAAUGUAUAGCUUGUUGAAUGUUGGAACUUAUGUUUAAGUGAACGGCUGUUCAAAUACGCUCAUUAAAAAAAAUAGAAAUUGCGACAUCAUUGUUCUCAUGUUCAAAUUAAACCCAUUGGUCGAUUUCUGUCCGACCGACACUGGUACGGCUUAAUUCUCCCAUCUAAAAAAAAAAUAACGGCCACUAGGUCAACAAUGAGUUGUCACAGUCGUAAAGUUUAACGUUAACUUAGCACACAGUUUCCCCCAAAACAAAAAUGUACUCCAUCAAGUAUACACACAAGGCUUUCAUUGACGUCCAACGCAUCACCAUGGGACGCUUGGCACCGAGAUUACCUGAAAGCGAUUUCCGCUGGAUGACGUCAUCCGGCCAUUCAACAGAGAUAAGAAGAUAGGCCGCGAACGCGUGUGAUUGUAGGAUAGCAAGAAGAAGAAAAAAAAAACAACUCCACCCCAACAUCGAUUUACUCGUUAGUGAUUCAUUCAUGCAAUCCAUUUAGUUGUAUCCAUUAUUGGAUAGAAAGAGAAAUGUUUCGAACCGUUUAAUCUCUGGGCGUUAAAGAAAAAAAGAAGAGUGUAGCUCAUUACAUGUAUUCCACAGGGCGCUUCUCUCAAAGGAUAUUGCGUUCCCAGGGCUUAGAUUUUUUUUUUUUUUUUGGAAGGAUUUGGAAGUUGUAAACAUUUCUUCCAAAAAAAAAGGGACAUAAUUUAUAAGGUCAUUAUGAUGGGAAUUCUGGACUGGGGGGUUGGGUCAAGAAGAGGAUAUUGCGUUCCCAGGGCUUAGAUUUUUUUUUUUUUUUUUGGAAGGAUGUGGAAGUUGUAAACAUUUCUUCCAAAAAAAAAGGGACAUAAUUUAUAAGGUCAGUAUGAUUGGAAUUCUGGACUGGGGGUGUGGUUCAAGAAGAAUAGUGUUUGUCUAUAAAAAAUGUCACUUGAACUCAGUUUCCUCAGGUAGUCCUUCCUUUCAUCGCAGUCCCUAGCUACUUUUGCGAGAGGCAACCAAAAAUGUCCUCUCAAAGGAGGAUUAUCAAUGUGUAUUGGCUAAGGGUUAGCGUCAAAAUUGGCCCCAUUGAGCAAGAGAUGAGCGUGGAAGCUGUGAAUGGAUUGUGUGCUUAUAUGACAGCUGCCACUGACGUACAUGACCGCUGCAACUGACGUAUAUAACAGCUGACACUGACACUCGACAGCUGCCACUGACUUACAUGACAGAUGCCACUGACUUACAUGACAUAUGCCACUUAUUACAUGACAGCUGCCACUGACUUACAUGACAGAUGCCAUUGACUUACAUGACAUAUGCCACUUAUUACAUGACAGCUGCCACUGACCUACAUGACAGAUGCCGCCCUUGCGUGAUGUAUUCUUUAUCUUCCUAUUUGUCUGGGUCGUACAUUUAAUUUCUGGGAGCCACUGGCGUUGUGGUCUUCAGGCCAUACAACCCAUGCGGUUUUAAAGUUUCAAGCGUUCUGUAAGCUGAAUCCUUAGGAAAGAUCGUACGAAUUUUCACUUGUAACUCAGGUCUGUUUAAUCAGGAGUACUCAAACUAUGUCCAUCUGCUCCGAAAAGUUUGUGAUUUGAAUGAUACUUCAUUGGAAAAAAUCCUAUUGUCACUGGAACCAGGGUUAAAUUAUUAACAGUUUAUUUUCGUAUUCAUUCACAUUUGGAUAAUUUUAAAAACAUGUUAGGCUCAAAGCAUUUCAAAAAAAUAAUUUUCACAUAAAAAAAUAGACACCAUUAAUUCAUAAAACCAAUUCACUGUCUUUGUCUAUUUUCUCAGCUACACAAUCAUGAAUUUGACAAGUUAACAUUCGUUUAAGUGGGUGGGGGUCAUCAUUGAACCAGUGGUUUAGGACUUACAGGAAUGUUAGCUAACUAUGGUGUCGCGUAAGAUGCCAGCCAUCAACAACGAAUCGAUUAUGAUUUUAGCCAUAUAUCAAAUAUACAUAGAUGACAGUUGACACAUGUAUACAGAGAUGACAGUUUACACAUGUAUCCGAUUAUGUUUCAGGGAGUUCAACGCCAGCAGGAACCACAACUCCGCUACCAGAGAGCACGUCGCAGUGACUCUGGUCAUCUUCGUUGCCUUCGCAGUUGGUCUGGCGAUCAUCCUGAAAGCUUAUUACAGGUACGAUGGGUGGUGAUACAGGUAUCAGCUUAUUACAGGUACGCUGGGUGGUGAUACAGGUAUCAGCUUAUUACAGGUACGCUGGGUGGUGAUACAGGUAUCAGCUUAUUACAGGUACGCUGGGUGGUGAUACAGGUAUCAGCUUAUUACAAGUACGCUGGGUGGUGAUACAGGUAUCAGCUUAUUACAGGUACGCUGGGUGGUGAUACAAUUAUCAGCUUAUUACAGCUACGCUGGGUGGUGAUACAGGUAUGAGCUUAUUACAGGCACGCUGGGUGGUGAUACAGGUAUGAUCUUUUUACAGGUACGCUGGGUGGUGAUACAUAUAUGAACUUAUAACAGGUACGCUGUGUGGCGAUACUGGUAUGAACUUAUUACUGGUGGUGAUAUAGAUGUAGUUUGAUAUCGUCAAUAUUUAUUUAUGUACAUCUUUAGUCAUCUUCGCAUGCGAUGGACUAACAACAACAACAACAACAACAGCAACAACAGCAGCAGCAGCAGCAGCAGCAACCGCAACAACAACAACAGCAGCAACAACAACAACAACAGCAACAACAGCAGCAGCAGCAACAGCAACAGCAACAACAACAACAGCAACAACGGCAGCAGCAGCAACAGCAGCAGCAACAGCAACAGCAACAACAGCAACAACAGCAACAACAACAACAACAACAACAACAACAAGACUAUUGUUUUAAGGACGUUUAAAUUAGAACCCGAUUUAAAUGGCUUCGACCGUGAUAAAGAUUAUCAUUAAACCUUCUUUAUGAUUUGAUUGUGUAUUGUGGAAUAAAUUUUUGAUAUGAUUGUGUAUUGUGGAAUAAAUUUUUGAUAUGAUUGUGUAUUGGGUAACAAAUGUUCUACUUUCAUUGAUGGUUGUAAGAACUUUUUUUUAUUGUUGCUGGAUUCACUCAGAAAAACUAUAUUUUCGACAGAAAUGCACACAGUGCAAUUACAUCAUUUGACCACAUAAGUGUCCUUAAGAUAACAUACGAAGUGAUCAGUUUUAGUUUCGCAUUUGUUUUAUUAUACAAUACCAUGAACAAGAAAAACUGAGACACUUCCGGUACAGAUUAUGACAAGAAAGCCCCAGGUUUAAUUUAACUAGAAACAGUAACGAAACUUCACUGUAACAGUAUGACAUGGUAGGACGACCGACGAGCUUUUUCCUGGCCUAUUUGAUGUUAGUUUAUGAUCUGAUAUUAAAUGAAAGGCAACUUCGUAUCGUUUUAUCAAAUCUGUUGGAGCAAUGUGAAAGCAUUAAAAUGUAGUCGAUUCCGUGCUACAGUCGAGAUCCCCCUCACCAAAGCCUCGAUACGCACGAGUGUACAAGUCAACACGUUAAAAAAAAAAGUUCUGUGUUUGUGUCCCCAGUAUUUGUCGGACUUUGAAUGUUGUCUCUGCCGUGGGCCGGAACCGCGUGUACCCCAAACAACAAUCGCCACACCUGCAGGCGGACAGCAUGGACCUGACCAUGUCUAUGGCCACUUCGUACAGACCCCAGUAUACAAUAAGGUGAGCAGAUCUUACGGGCAAAGUAUAGGUUGGUGACAAUUUUGUGUACUGUGUCGUAGAUAUAAAAAUCCGGGUAUUUGAAGGUCUCAAUGUUAAAAAAUUUGAACAGAAAAAUAUGUAUUUUUCUUAUAGCUGGAGAAGACUUUUAGGCGACACACGUUCGUUAUUUUGUAUUUUCCCAAUUCAAACGUUAAAAUACCUUGUUUUAAAUAAAAAUAAUUUUUAAAAUGUAAACAAUUACGCAGUUUUUCACCAAAUCUUAAAUAUUUGAACUUAACGGAUAGAUGAUGACGAUUGAAUGCUUUUAUAACGCUUGUGUCCAUGCUAUUUUAGAUAGCCCCGUCGUCUUCAACUCGAUCAUAUUUUGUUAUGUUAAGGGAAAUAACACUUGCUUUAGAAUAUAAUGAUUACUAUAAAAAAAAAAACCGAUUACUUCUCCUUACCACCUGGCUGCUAUUAUUUGAACAGCUAAUUUUGAACUGCCAUACUAAAUACAUUCAUUCUAAGUCUUUUCAUUUGUUUUAAUCUUGAGACAAGUUUCCCAAAGUAUCAGUUACACAAUUGGAAAAAAAGAAUGUUUUUAAUACCCAAUGCCGACUCUUUUUCUAAUAAUUAACCUUUCAGUUCCUAAAUAAACGCGGAAAGGGAGAAUUAUUAUUAUUAUUAUUAUUAUUAUUAUUAUUAUUAUUAUUAUUAUCAGGUGCUUUUAUAUAGCGCAGUACCCAAGCCUAGGGCUAGUCUCACUGCAAUACAUCAGGCUAGGGCUAGGCUUACUGCACUUCACAUACAAAUUAGCAAUUACAGAAACUAAUACAUUUAAAAACAACAAUUGGUGAAUAGCUUGACCUCACCCAUCCAAGUACUAUCUCCCCCUGUCCAGCCAUGGACAGCACCCAGCAGCAUCGAGCACUGUUUAUCAGUCAGAGGGGAUGAGAAUGAGUCUGUAUAGUACAGUUUGAAGAGAUGGGUCUUGAGGGCAGUUUUGAAGGCUGGGAUGGUCGUUACAUUGCGGAUGUGUCAUGGGAGAGAAGUCCAUUGUUUUGGAGCACAGAAAGAGAAAGGUCGUUCAUCUUAUGUUUUAGUGCGUGCUCCGGGAACAAAAGAAUACGCGCGUCUGAGGAGGAACAAAGCUUUCGAAGGGGUGAAUAGACAGAAAGAAGUUCAUUAAGAUAUGACUAGGGCAAGAACCAGAGAAAAUAUUGUGACAGAGAACAGACAGCUUGUAAUCAAUGCGUGCCUGCAUAGGGAGCCAAUGAAGUGAGUGGAGUAGUGGAGUGACGUGAUCACGUUUCUCUGCCUGUAGAACUAGUCUAGCAGCUGAGUUUUGAACUUUCUGCAGUUUUUCUAUAAAAUGUUUCGGUGAACCUGACAGAAGAGAUUUACAAUAGUCAAGACAAGAGAGAACAAAAGCACAGACUAGUGUUUGUGUUGCGUAAACAGUGAGGUAGUGGCGGAUGGAGCUGAUCUGACGAAUAGCAGUGUACGCAGACCUGCAGAUGUGAGAAAUAUGAUUGUUGAGAGACAUGUUGUCAGAAAGAAUGUAACCAAGAAACUUUUUAAGAUAUCAUUUAAAAACUACACAAUAUCAACACGCAUAAUUUUCUAUGUAACAAUGACCGUUCUUGAGCUUGCAAAAUAAAAUUCCCGAUAGCUGUUUAAAAUAUCGCAAGUGCGUUUGGUGCUAAACAAUAUCUUUUGCUUUAUGGAAAUAGUUGGUGUAAUAAAUCUGCGGUGAAACAGUGGGUGGGACAUUAGUAUAUUAAAAUUGAUCAGGAGCGGUGGCGUAUCGGCGGCCCGGUGGGGGGUGAGAAUAUCACUAAAUGUAAAUCUUCAUAAAGUGCGUUACUUGAAUGCAUGUCCUGUCAAGUAACCUUGGCAGAUGUGAAGUUGACACAAUGCGGCCCGCCAUCGUUUGACGAGCUAGAGCUAGUUUCGUCCUCAUUUCUAUUGAUAUUAUUAUGAUGAUGGGCAACAGCAGGACGUCCAACAUUCUAACUACGCUUACAUCCAACAGCACGGCAUCAUUCCUGGGCGGCACCUUGUCCAAAGACCACAAGGACGCCUUCAUCGUCAUGUACAACAAGCAGGACAGUUCGGUCAGCAUCGAUGACGUCAGCAGUCCUGAGGUGAAACAGACCAAGCCGCCGGUAACAACCAACGCCAGGUGCUUAUUUCACAAUUGUUUCGUUAUUUCACAACAAUUAUAAUAAUUAUUUUAAUGAAAUGCUAGGUAUUUUCUGAUUAUUAUUUGUUAUUUCAUGUAAUUUUUUUUUUUACAAUUAUUUUUCAUUUCACAACAAUUUGUUGUUGCAUGAAAUUUAUAUUUUACAUUAUGACAAUUAUUUAUUAUUUCAUGACAAUUAUUUGUGACUUAAUAUUUAUUUUUUGCUAUUUUAUAGAUUUGUAUUUAAUGUGCAUAGUUUUCGAAUAACAUAUUGCAAUUUCGACCAAAGUAAAAAAUAAAAGAAAGACCUCCUCUGGCCUUACUUAAAAAACUGUUGCACGUAUUUCCAUCAUGGCUACUCUGCCUUCUAAAGAUCAUUCAACAAAGUUGUUCAUUUGGGAGAAUGGUGUGAUCAGCUUACGUUGACUUGCCACGCCAUGGCAUCAUUUAACAAAGUUGUUCAUUUGGGAGAAUGGUGUGAUCAGCUUACGUUGACUUGCCACGUCAUGGCAUCAUUCAACUUCAUUUUUUUACGUGAUGAUAACAAAUUUCUGCCAUUUCUUUUUUAAAAUUCCACCCAAGUAACUAAUUUCGCUUCUUGUUUGUCGUAUCCUCUUGACACACGAUUCUUGCUUUUUUUUUUAAAAUUUUUGUUUCGUUUUCAUUUUCCUGGUUUUCCUGUGAAAGUAAUUUUGAUUCAUACUUGGGUUGAAAGUGGGGAGUGGGGGGGGGGAAGACGUUGAGGCUGUGUGGCCAAUCUCUCGCUCUUCAUGGCCCCCUGGUUAACACGUUGGCAACAAGAUCCAUCUGUAGGGGCCAUGCAACAGUUCAUUACCGUGGGGCUCGCCUGCCAAGUUCAAGUUCAGAGGACGAAGCCAACAAGAUCUCGUACGAAAUGUUUCUAAAAAAACUUGCGUGCGUCCAGGUGUGUAUGGCUUGACCGCUAACUGAUGUACGCAAUCGUCCUGCAGAAAUGUUCCGCCCCGAAGUGCCUGCGGAGAACGACGUCAGGUGAGCGCCACACUCAGCAACGCCAGCACAUCUUCCAUCAAGUCCAGGGCUCCGGAGUUCACGGACAUAAGCAUAGGAGCGGACCUUCUGAGAUUUCAGGUAUAAUGGCGUUUCUCAGUUCUCAGAAUACAGAUAUGACCUUUUUCGGUUGUCAGAAUUUAAGAAAAGCUUUUCUUAUUAUUUACAUUUCAGGUUCUGCUUGUGUGUGUGUGUGUGUACAUUUCAGAAUUCAGAAACGACUUUUGUUCAUUAUUCAUAUUUCAGAUUCGGUUUUUGCGAGUUCUCGGAAUUCAGAAACGGCUUGUCGCAUUAUCUACAUUUCAAGUUCUGUUUUAGACACUUCUCAGAAAUUAAAAUGGCUUGUCUCAUUGUUCAUUUUUUUUUCCAGAUUAGAGUUUUAUUAGUUCUCAGAAUUCAGGUACGAUUAGUCGCAUAAUUCAUGUUUCAGGUUAGGUUUGCACAAAUUCUAAAAUUAUCCGAAAAUUUUACGUUAUUUGGAAAAUUUAUUACGUCCAUUCAUAUGUCCAUUCAUAUGCACAUUCAUAUGUCCAUUCAGAAAAUAAUAGUAAAAACCUUUAGAUCACUUUAGAUAUCUAAUCAUUAAAAAGCAUACAAUUCAAAUGGCUUCUUACACUUACCAUUGAUUACGAUUUCAUUUAAGAUUAGGAGCACCUCUUAUUCGUGUCAUGGUUGCGAUCGAGGCAAACACUCACAUUAUUAGCAUAAAAUCUAAAUAAACUUUUAGCUGCAACUUUGUAGCUUUGGUUUUUGGAUGGACAUGGGAAGUAUCGUUUAUAGUAUCGCUAUUGAUGCUGAUAACGUGCCUAAAGUUUGUAAAGCUGUAAAUAUUUUUAAAAAUUAUAUUUUAAAAAAAAGCAUCUAAAGAUAAAUAUCUUUAAAUAAGUUCUCUUAUUAGAUAAGAUAAAUUAUUGAUCCAAAUAUAUGGACAUUUAUUUUAAUGACAUCCUACUUAUUCUUAUUCAACAUACGGACAAACCAGUAGAACACUUCAGACCAGCGGUUCUCAACCUGUGGGUCGCAAACCCUUUGGGUUGCCUAAUGACCCUUAUACCGGGGUCGUCUAAGAACAACGGAAAACACUUAGUUAUAAAGUAGCAACGAAAAUAAUUUAACGGUUGAGGGAUCACCACAGCAUAAGGGACUGUAUUAAAAGGUCUCGGCAUUAGGAAGGUUGAGAACCACUGCUUUAGACGUAAUUCAUUUCUAGUAGUUCUCACGCGAAGACAUCAGCCUACAUGUCUCGUACAAAAUCAUUUCCAUAAUGACAUUAUUGACUUUAGGAGUAAUUAUUUAAUUAUAUGUUAACGAAAGUUUCCAUUCACCAGAGACAACUCAGUCACAGCCAACAGCGGCGCCAGUCCUUCAGACGGGAGUCCAUCAGUUUGAGCAGCGCCAUUCGGAACUCCCUGGCCAUGCUGAUCGCCUACACCUCCUGCUCUCUCCCGCUCAUUGUCUUCAGCGUCCCCGACCCGGCCUGGACCCUGACCCCCGUCCAGAGGCUCCACGCGUUGCUGUCGUGCCGUCUGCUGUUUUACCUCAACGCCCCGGUGUAUCCGCUCUGGUAUUUGAUAUUUAGCGCGACGGUCAAGAAAUGUUUUACCCGGCUGUGGGAGAGUCUUGUCGGAAGGUACAGGUGCAGGCAGUGAAUUUAAAUACGGAUUGAACAGAGUAGCAUAUGUAUUUUAACACAUAAAAAUGUACGCAGAAGCUCAAUUCAGAUUAAGAUUUACCCAAAUAGUAUUCUGCAUGCAAAAUACGUGAGGAGCAUUGUCAAAGAUUAGCAUUGGUUUGCGGAAGCGACCAAUUUGAAUUGCGUGAAAACGGGUGCUAAAAUUGCUGGGAUCUGUCCGUCACAAUGUGACCAUGGUAUAGACUUCGCAGGACGAAAUCCACAAAGCAUGGUAUUAUUAUUUCUAGGAUUAUAGACUGGUUCCCUACACAGCAAAUAGCCUCUCUUCACGCCACUGGAUAAACGAAGGGAACACCAUGCGGAUCAUACAGCUUGGCACCAGUGGCGUCGCAGGAGUUGUCGGAAUUUUGUAUGUUGUGUCAAUGUUAUCCGCCUAUGGGACUCCAUCUCCGGGUUUGAAUUCAGAGUUUGACAUUGACAUUUUAUAAAAAACAUGAUACAACUAAGUAGUAAAGUGAUCUUAAAGGACUAGAAAUAUACAUGUUUCACUGGAAGCUAAUAAUCUAUCAGACGUAGCGCCCUGCCAGAGACAAUAAAAUGAAUGUUUUGUGUAGCCUAUUCAAUAACCAUCUUGACCAACCACCAAGUAAUUUGCCAGAGGAAAAAAAAAGUGGGGGAAGGGCACUCAACCCACGCCGCAACUCAAGCUUGAUACAUUUCUAAGAAUAAGAAAAAUGAGGAAGUGUGUUGAUAACAGAAAUACUGAUUAUUUGGCUACGUUGAGACGAUGCUAAGAAAAUUAAGCAAGAGACAUAGGCACUGGGAUCUUACCCAUGGCUUUCGAUAAACUCGUCAGCUGUCAUCUGUGGGUUAUGCUGGGUGUGUACCAUCAAUAUCUGUGUCUAAUGUGCCGUUAUACAAAUGACAAUUUAAAAUAACAAUCCUAACUGAUAACAUCGCUAUCAUCUUCAAGAUCGAAUCGACAUGAGAGGCAGUAUUAGUUUGGGGGGUCAGCCGGUGAAUUAUUGUAGUGCCACUGCAGUAGACUUAAGACUUCUAAUCGCUGAAAUCGUUUUAGUUUUAAUUAUUCAAUUAUGUUCUUUCCCCUUAAUGUCUGAAAUACUUCUUGUAAGUUUCAGAAGCUGGGCAUUGUUAGAGUUGGGUUGGGGUUAAUGAAGUGCGCCAAUAAAAGAAGAAAGUGAUGUUGAUGAGUGAUGUUGGCGAGUGACGUUGGUGAGUGACGCUGGUGAGUGAUACUGGCGAGUGAUGUUUGCGAGUGAUGUUGGCGAGUGACGUUGAAGAGUGAUGUUUAUGAGUGAUGUUUGCGAGUGAUGUUGGCGAGUGACGUUGGUGAGUGACGUUGGUGAGUGAUGUUGGUGAGUGAUGAUAAAUGCAUGUUUGCAAGGAAUAAGUUAUACUAAUGUCGCUUGAUGUAGUGAGAAUUUGAUUUCAUGGAAGUUGCAGUGAAUGAGAAGGGAAAAACAACAACCAAAAAAAACACAAAAAAAACAAAAAACAACAACAACAACAAGAACAACGAGAUGCGUCAAUUCAAGCUACAGGUUGAUUCGUUCGUCACUAGAUCCAAGAAAAAUGCGAAUAUGUCAGCAAGUUAGGAAUGGAUAAUCAUAAAAUGUGCGUUGGAGAACGAACGUGUUGGAGAGUGAGCUUGAAAGUUAGUGUGUUUUAAGAGAAUAGAGAGUAAGAAGAAUUCAGUUAGUGGUGAACACGAAAGGUGUUAAGGACUACAUCGAUGAUAAAAAGUGAGUGACAGAGGGAGAGAGACACACAAUGAAAUAAUACGCUUCGUGUCACUAUCGUUGUCCUAUGCGUUUACUGUUUUAAAGAGUACAAUAUAAAUAAAUGAUUACA